Drosophila sechellia is the source of this 2387-nucleotide messenger RNA. Its product is annotated as SRSF protein kinase 2. Gene Ontology annotation, cellular component: cytoplasm; nucleus. Gene Ontology annotation, molecular function: ATP binding; protein serine/threonine kinase activity. The coding region runs from base 79 to 2283 and encodes 734 amino acids. The record is from RefSeq and is a predicted model, not a curated record. Gene Ontology annotation, biological process: peptidyl-serine phosphorylation; spliceosomal complex assembly; regulation of mRNA processing. NCBI's taxonomy places the organism in Eukaryota, Metazoa, Arthropoda, Insecta, Diptera, Drosophilidae. The transcript has 4 exons.
ACAACUUCCUAACAAAAGUCUUGGUAUCUAAGAAUCAGAAACUAGUAAUCCAAGUCUAGUAAUCCAAGUGAGUCGAUCAUGAAGAAAUUCAGGUCACCGGAAGUGGAAUCGUGUGGCGAGGCUCAAAUGGCCAACGCAUCAACGAUGGAUGCGGAAAUGGAUACAGAUUUGAAUUUGAAACGUAAAAUGGCAAAAGAUCGAAUGACUGAUCUAUCAAAUACGGUCAAAGUGCCAGCCCGUUGCAAGGAUCAAAAGCAAUUGUCGAGCUUGACCGAUUUGAAAUCGAAAAUGCAAAAAGAAAAGCAAUCCCCAUCCCCAUCCGACCACCAGGAGCCGUUCGACAAAAUACCAAAGAAAUCAUCUAAACAGAAAAUACGAAUUCCAUUGCUGUCCGAUGACCAGUUGACGGGCCUUAAUCCCCCUUGCGACGCCGUUGGUGAACUCGGCCAUGGAAACGAAUCUAACAUGUCGCACAAAAUGAAACCACAGAGCAAUGGAUACUCCACCAAUGACGAUCGGGAGUAUGAGCAUUCUGAGAGUGAAAAUGAUACGGAGGAGAACUGCAGCGAUUAUGUUAGCGGUGGCUAUCAUCCGGUGGCCAUUGGCGAUAUCCUCGCGAAACGCUAUCAUGUCUUCAAAAAGCUGGGCUUGGGUAACUUCUCCACCGUGUGGCUAUGCUAUGAUUCCCAGAUGGAUCGCUACUGUGCCGUCAAGGUGGCCAAUUCGGAAUCAGAUGGUACCGAUGAGGUAGUGCUCUUUGAAAAGCUACACGAUAACCAUAAGUACAGAAGCCACGUGGUCGGUUUCUACGAUUACUUUGAAGUCGCCGGACCGAACGGAACCCAUGUUUGCCUGGUCCUAGAGGCUCUUGGUGACAAUCUGCUAGAUCUCAUGGAAAGAUGCACUGACAAAGGUUUGCCCAUCUGCAAUAUCAAGCAAAUUGCCCAGCAGGUGCUCACGGGCCUACACUUUAUGCACGACGAGUGCAGGCUCAUACACACCGAUCUGAAGCCGGAGAACGUGCUGCUGGCGUCCAACGAGGGGAUCCUUCGGACCGAGGCCAGGAAGGCAAUUGAAGUAUAUUUGGAGGCCAACGAGGAAAAGGAAACACCUUGUAGCUCCAAGAUGACCAAUACGGACAAGGGACGGAUGCAGCCAAAGACCAAGGAGGCUUUAUCGUUCUUCAGGAAUCAUCGCCGGUUGCUCCGCAGGCAGGGCAUCGAGGAUCUGCUGCAUCUGGCCGAACGUGGCCUCAUCGAACCGAUCACCGCCGCCAUGGCCGUCUCCGAUAACUUACCCUGCAUUCCCUUCGGGUUCGACGGUCUUAAGAUGAUGAACGAUAGCGAUUGCCAGACGGUGCGCAAUGCCAAGUUGCCCGAAAUGAAGGACAUGAUAUACGAAAGCGACAAGAUAAGGCUGUGCUUAAAGAGUCCGGAGCUCUUCUUGCGACAUGUGCUGGGCAUUAUCAAGAAUUUGGAUAAGAAGGAGCUUCGCACACAGGCCAAUCGGAUGCAGGCCAGUGAACGUGGCCAGACCAAGAAGAAUGCCACGUCGUCAUCGACUGCUUAUACGACUGAAACCGGUUGCCGACCGAAAAGAAGACUCAAUUUGAACGAUAUUUACCCCAUCGACCCGGCCAACAAGGAAUGCGAGGUACUGGUGAAGAUAGCCGACUUGGGCAAUGCGUGUCAUUUCAAUCAUAAGUUAAUCGACAAAAUCCAGACACGGGAGUACCGUGCCUUGGAGGUGAUACUCGGUGCGGGAUAUUCCGAGACCGUCGACAUCUGGAGCGUGGGCUGUCUGCUGUGGGAGCUGGCCACCAAGACCUAUCUAUUCGAUACCCAGUCGAAACGGGGCAAGGGCGGUAAGGAUGAGGCCCAUCUAGCAAAAAUCAUCGAGUACUGUGGUCACAUACCGAGAGAUCUCAUCCGCAACGGCAAACACUCGCCGAAUUUCUUCAAGGCCAACGGCGAACUAGUCAACAGAGAAAGCCUGAGGCCCACUAAACUGACCAAUUUGCUAAUCACAUGCAACGGAUGGACGACUCGCAAUGCCACGAAAUUCGUGGAUUUCCUAAUGCCCAUGCUGAAUACCGAUCCAUUGAAGCGCACCUCCGCUCGCAAAGCCUUGGGUAGCCGCUACUUAUGCAACAUUGUCGUUCGUGGCAUUGAACGUGAAAGCAAGGACUGCAAGCAUCCCAAGAGCGAGAAAUUAAGCGAUGAGGACAACGGGAUCGACUCUAAGGAUGAGGACAACAAAGGCGACCCCAAUACGUUAUAUUAAAGAACAGCGAACAUGGCUAAUGUUCCAAAGGAUGGAAACAUUCCAUAUAUUAGCCAGUAAUCCAUUUAACCCAUAUUAGCUUUUUGAAGAUAUAAUAAAUAAUU